Molecule: messenger RNA, 1302 nt
Organism: Magnolia sinica
Lineage: Eukaryota; Viridiplantae; Streptophyta; Magnoliopsida; Magnoliales; Magnoliaceae
Product: UPF0481 protein At3g47200-like
Exons: 2
Coding region: 1-1302 (433 amino acids)
Source: RefSeq, a predicted model, not a curated record
AUGGAUGAUAGAGAAUCACCAACCAAUUCCAUGAUGAAAUCAGCCGCAUCGUUGAUGAUGGAUGAUGAUAUACAUGAAAUAGAAGAGGGAGCGAACACAUCGACCAACGCCUCCCCGAGACCGAGUUGCAUAACUCCAGGCAGGCAAGCACUAGCCGAUUCCAUCAUAGAAUCGGUCAAAGCAUCCGUUUCCAAGCUCAGACGUGGAGAUCGACCCACCAUCUACAUAGUCCCACAAAGAAUCCGGGAAGUAAAGGAGGUUGCUUAUGAGCCUAAGAUGGUGUCGAUCGGCCCAUACCAUCACGGCAAGAAGAGGCUACAAGCUAUGGAAGAGCACAAAUUGUUGUACCUACAUUCAUUCCUCUCCCGUAAUCCCAACCAUCGGUUGGAGGACUACCUCAAGGCGAUGGAGGAAUUGGAGGAUAAAGCGAGAAGUUGCUACUCCGACAAUAUCGGCCCCAACGAGUUUGUAAAAAUGAUGGUGCUUGAUGCUUGCUUCAUUAUCGAGCUCUUUCUAAGGCUCUUUCCGAGAGAGCAAAUAGAGGAGUUGUUCAGGCAACAAAGAGAUCUCAGUCCUCUUCCUGAAGUACCGGAGUUCUUUUUCCAUUCAGAUGGCUUCGAAGACCCGAUAUUUGAUAUGACUGGGACGGUGGAAUAUACAGUGUCUGAUACGCUCCUCUUUGAAAAUCAAAUUCCUUUCUUCGUUCUGCAGCGUAUUUUCAUAAUGGCUUGUCCAGCGAACGUACCACAUUUACUUGCGAAGAUGGCCCAUUAUCUCUUCGAUGGAUUCAUGGCUAGGAAUAAGAAAAUCGAGAUCAAAGAUUCCUACCAUCAUCUGCUCCAUUUAUUCCACUUGCAUUUGUUACCAACCCCAACUAUUAGGAAGGAGGUGCCCAACCUUUCGUUGACUAUUUAUGAACCGCGCGAGAUGAUCCCUUGCGCGACUGACCUCCAACAUGCGGGGGUCAAGUUCAAGAAGAACGAGAAAUCGAAUAACAUCUUGAACGUGAAAUUUAGCAACGGGGUGUUGGAAAUCACGCCCUUCGUUAUACAUGACCAGAGCGAUACUCUCUUUCGGAACCUCAUAGCAUUCGAACAAUGCUGCCUAGAAUCAAAAUUCCACGUUUUCACGACUUACACAAGAAAUGUCACUUUUAGCGACGAAAGAUCAUACAUGUAUUCACUGAAGAAGAUAUGUUCAAAGAUUGCAGGGUCAUCCAGAGAUGGAAGAUCAUGCUUCUUUCUAGCUUCACACUUCCCUUCUAUCAUCUCCACUGGCACACUGAAUGUUUCUGCACUGUAA